GGGGCAGGCGGCCGGCGGGCUGGGGCCGCGCGAUGUCGCAGGGAGCGGGGCUCGUCCGCACCACGUGCAGCAGCGGCAGCGCCCCGGGACCCGGGGCGGCCGCGAGCCCCUCGGAGAGGCUGCUGGACCCCGUGUACCCCCGCACGCACGCGGCCCUGCUGAAAGUGGCGCAGAUGGUCACUCUGCUGAUCGCCUUCAUCUGCGUGAGGAGCUCGCCGUGGACCAGCUACAGUGCCUACAGCUACUUCGAAGUGGUCACCAUUUGCAACUUGAUAAUGAUCCUCGCCUUUUACCUGGUCCACCUCUUCCGCCUCUACCGCGCACUCACCUGUAUCAGCUGGCCCCUGUCGGAACUUCUGCACUAUUUAAUCGGUACCCUGCUCCUCCUCAUCGCCUCCAUCGUGGCAGCCUCCAAGAGUUACAGCCAGAGUGGACUGGUAGCCGGAGCGGAGCAGGAGGAUGGCCUGUGUUGGAGUUCAACAAUCCGGAAUGACCCAGCUACAGAGGAGGCCGUGAGAGCACAGGGGCCCAGGAGGAGAGACGGAACCCGAGAACCUCUGCUCUCAUCCUCGUCUCCACCACGCCCAGGGACACCUUAACAUUUCAGCCUCUGAUGGCAGAGCAUUUUCUUAUAAGUUUCCUAAUGAGAAAGUAAAAUUUAGAGCCUUUAGAAAACACAAAUAAGGGCCGGCCCCGUGGCUUAGCGGUUAAGUGCGUGCGCUCCGCUGCUGGUGGCCUGGGUUCGGAUCCCGGGCGCGCACUGACGCACCGCUUCUCCGGCCAUGCUGAGGCCGCGUCCCACAUACAGCAACUAGAAGGAUGUGCAGCUAUGACAUACAACUAUCUACUGGGGCUUUGGUGGAAAAAUAAAUAAAUAAAUAAAAUUAUAGAAAACACAAAUAAGAAAAAAAAAUUUUUAAAUAAAAACCAUCUAUCAUCACACUACCCAGAAAUAGCACCUGCUGGCUGUGUAUCCUUCCAGUAUUUCCUCUCUGUGAAUAUAGAUAGAUAUAGAUAUAGAUGUGGCUUUUAUUAAAAGGAUCAGACUAUGUGAGUUAUUUUGUAACCUCUUUCUCUUCUACUUAACCACCUACCAGAUAGUUUCCCCUUGUCGUUAGGUCUUCUUCUCCAUCAUUCUUAAUGGCUUCAUGGUGUCGCACUGACUCCAUGGCACGUCUGUGCCAUAGUUUACUCGUCUCUUAUUUGGGGACAGUACAUUUUUGUUUUUAAUUCUUUGCUACUAAACAGUGCUAUAAUGAACAUCCUUAUAAAUAUAUCCCUAUACAUAUACCUAAUAUUUUUUAUCUUUAGGAUAAAUUCCUAGAAGUAGAAUUGCUGAAAGCUUGAACCAGCCGUUUUAAUUAAUCCACUUCUUUCUUUGAUCUAGCGCUUCCUUUCUUUGUUCUUUU
Molecule: messenger RNA, 1409 nt
Organism: Diceros bicornis minor
Lineage: Eukaryota; Metazoa; Chordata; Mammalia; Perissodactyla; Rhinocerotidae
Gene: CMTM7
Product: CKLF like MARVEL transmembrane domain containing 7
Exons: 4
Coding region: 33-599 (188 amino acids)
Cellular component (GO): membrane
Source: RefSeq, a predicted model, not a curated record